Populus euphratica (Euphrates poplar) is the source of this 3295-nucleotide messenger RNA. RefSeq lists its product as uncharacterized. The record is from RefSeq and is a predicted model, not a curated record. Gene Ontology annotation, molecular function: protein binding. NCBI's taxonomy places the organism in Eukaryota, Viridiplantae, Streptophyta, Magnoliopsida, Malpighiales, Salicaceae. The transcript is spliced from 13 exons. Bases 217 to 2817 code for a protein of 866 amino acids.
ACAACAACAGCAACAACAACACUACAAAAAACCAAAGGGGCAUUUCGAAAAUAAACAUUUAAAUCGACUCCUCUUCUUCAUCCUGAAAACUCAUUAGAUCCCACCCAUAGAAGGAACCCUAACCAGGGCAAGGCGCAGGGUUUAUCAAUUCCUCAUUUCUGCAUUCUGUUAACUCCAGAAAUCGUACAGUCAUUGAAAAACCAAAAACUCGAUCACAUGGAACCCUCAGCGCCUAGGGUUCUCUUGGUCUGCUUCUUAUUAUUCACCUCUUCCAUCCAUGGAGAGGAAUCCAACAAGAGUAAAUUUCGAGACCGAGAAGCUACCGAUGAUGCUCUUGGUUACCCUCACUUAGAUGAGGAUGCUUUGUUGAACACGCAGUGCCCUAGAAAUUUAGAGCUGAGGUGGCAAACUGAAGUGAGCUCUAGCGUUUACGCUACUCCGUUGAUCGCCGAUAUCAAUAGUGAUGGAAAACUUGAUAUAGUGGUUCCUUCUUUUGUUCACUAUCUUGAAGUUCUAGAAGGUUCCGAUGGAGACAAAAUGCCAGGUUGGCCUGCAUUUCACCAGUCAACAGUGCACGCAAGUCCUCUCCUGUAUGAUAUUGACAAGGAUGGUGUGAGGGAGAUUGCUUUGGCUACCUAUAAUGGAGAAGUUCUCUUUUUCAGGGUGUCAGGAUACAUGAUGACUGAUAAAUUGGAAGUACCUCGUAGGAGAGUUAAGAAGAAUUGGUAUGUGGGUCUGGAUCUGGAUCCUGUGGAUCGUUCUCAUCCAGAUGUUCAUGAUGACCAACUUGUCUUGGAGGCUUCUGAGAAGAAAUCUGAGUCUCAUACAACUGGAAGUACACAUCAAAAUACACCUGAAACAGACGCUUCAAUUUCUACAUCAACAGAGAAUAGUCAUCCAGAAAAUGCAUCCAGUGAGCCUGAAAAGAAAAUGAACGAGAAUCAAACUGAGCCAAUUAUCAAACUGCCCUUGCAUGUGGAUAACUCUUCUCUAGGUGCCAGGUCAAAUGGAACCGAUAAAGCUGAGAGUGGAACCAGCAAUGCACAUAAUGGAACCAAUACGGUAGAUAAGGGAACCAAUAAUGCAGAAAAUAGAACAAACACUGGGAGAAGGCUUCUCGAAGUUGACAAUUCAAAGGGUUCACAGGAAGGUGGCUCAGAAUCUAAAGAGAAUGACCAUGAAAAUGUUCAUGCAGCAACUGUUGAAAAUGAUGAAGGGUUAGAAGCAGAUGCUGAUUCAUCUUUCGAGUUAUUCCGUGAUAGUGAUGAAUUAACUGAUGAGUACAGUUAUGACUACAAUGAUUACGUAAAUGAAUCCAUGUGGGGAGAUGAAGAAUGGACAGAAGGGCACCAUGAGAAAUUGGAGGAUUAUGUGAAUAUUGACUCACAUAUCUUGUGCACACCUGUGAUAGCUGACAUUGAUAAUGAUGGAGUAGCUGAAAUGAUUGUUGCAGUUUCAUAUUUCUUUGAUAACGAGUAUUAUGACAAUCCAGAGCAUUUGAAAGAACUUGGUGAUAUAGAUGUUGGGAAAUAUGUUGCCAGUUCUAUUGUUGUAUUCAACCUUGAUACAAAGCUAGUUAAGUGGACUCGAGAACUAGAUUUAAGUACAAAUACUGCAAAUUUCCGUGCAUAUAUAUACUCUUCACCUUCAGUGGUUGAUUUGGAUGGUGAUGGGAAUUUGGACAUUCUUGUUGGGACUUCAUUUGGCUUGUUCUAUGUCCUGGAUCAUCAUGGAAAUAUUAGGGAAAAAUUCCCUCUUGAAAUGGCUGAAAUUCAAGGUGCUGUAGUUGCAGCUGAUAUCAAUGAUGAUGGGAAAAUUGAACUAGUGACCACUGAUGUACAUGGAAAUGUUGCUGCUUGGACAUCACAAGGAAAAGAAAUUUGGGAAAGAAACCUUAAGAGUCUUAUUCCCCAGGGUCCAACUAUAGGUGAUGUUGAUGGGGAUGGUCGUACUGAUAUUGUAGUUCCUACUCUAUCAGGGAACAUAUAUGUUCUUAGUGGCAAGGAUGGUUCUAUUGUUCGGCCUUACCCAUAUAGAACUCACGGUAGAGUGAUGAAUCAAGUUCUUCUCAUUGACUUGAGUAAACGGGGGGAGAAAAGCAAGGGACUCACACUUGUUACAACAUCAUUUGAUGGUUAUCUGUACCUCAUAGACGGACCAACUUCUUGUGCUGAUGUUGUUGAUAUUGGUGAAACUUCAUACAGCAUGGUCUUGGCAGAUAAUGUUGAUGGUGGAGAUGAUCUAGAUCUCAUAGUCUCAACAAUGAAUGGGAAUGUCUUUUGCUUUUCAACUCCUGUUCCACAUCACCCUCUCAAGGCUUGGAGAUCUACUAAUCAAGGAAGAAACAACGUGGUGAACCGCUACAACCGCGAAGGGGUUUAUGUUACACCUUCAUCAAGAAGUUUUCGUGAUGAGGAGGGUAAGAGCUUCUGGGUCGAAUUUGAGAUUGUAGACAAGUAUAGAUUCCCAUCUGGGUCUCAAGCACCUUAUAAUGUCACUACAACCCUUUUAGUUCCUGGCAAUUAUCAAGGUGAGAGACGAAUAAAGCAAAGUCAAAUCUUUGACCGUCCAGGAAAUUAUCGGGUAAAACUUCCAACUGUUGGAGUGAGGACUACUGGAACUGUUUUGGUGGAGAUGGUUGAUAAGAACGGGCUCUAUUUCUCAGAUGACUUCUCCCUUACAUUUCACAUGCAUUACUAUAAACUGCUGAAGUGGCUCCUAGUCCUCCCAAUGCUUGGAAUGUUUUGUGUGCUUGUCAUCCUUCGUCCACAAGAGGCCAUGCCAUUACCAUCAUUUUCAAGGAAUACUGACUUGUGAUAAUCAUCUUCCACUCCAGGUGACCAAAGGGGAUGAUAGUUUCAGCCGAACAAAGGCCAGAAACUAAUGUUGGCUGAGAUAAAAAAAAAUUCAUGACCAUGAAAAAAGUUUUGGCGGCUGAUAUCACAUAUUUUUGGCUAUGUUGAAUAUCAAAGGAAGUGAGUCCAAAGUCUAUAGGAUGUUGGAACUUGUAACAUACUUGAACUGAAUUGGUGAGUUGAAUUUUUUACACCAAAACCUGGAGAAUGAACAAAAAUGUUCUCUCCAAAAUCAAAUACAAGUUCUGCAGGGCCAGUUCAAAAUCCUUGAGGCAAUCAAUAGAUUAUUUACCUUUGAAGCUACCUAGUUAAUCGCUUUAUUCUCUUUCCGGCAUUGUAUUUCGUAUUAGUUAACUGCAUUACAUUUCGACGGACCGGAACAUGCUGCCCACUAUCCUGUUUUAUCCUGUUUACGGUGGUGUGUAGCCCGUGAUUUUUCA